GGGAAAGGGAAAAAAAAAAAAAACAGCGCAGCUCCUGCGGCCCUUUGCGUCUUCCACUUGUUCUCCAAUCCACUUUUCCAUGGACACGCAGAGGAACCACGGGGCCUCCCUCGCAGGUGAAACGGUGUCACUCGCAGGGAAGAUGCAGGAAAUGAAGAAACAAGGAUUCCUCACAGAGCAUGACGCUGCCGUCUACAUGGACUUCAUGAGGAGCCACAGCUGCUAUGACGCCAUUCCAACCAGCUGUAAACUGGUCAUAUUUGAUACCAAACUACCAGUGAAAAAGGCCUUUUUAGCACUAGUGGCAAAUGGCUUGAGGGCGGCGCCGUUGUGGGACAGCAAGUUGCAGAGGUUUGUGGGUAUGCUGACUAUUACCGAUUUCAUCAACAUCCUCCAUUACUAUUACAGGUCCCCUAUGGUUCAAAUGUACGAGCUGGAGAGCCACAAGAUCGAGACAUGGAGAGAUGUCUACCUUCAGAGCUCCAAUCGCAUCCUCAUUAGUAUUUCUCCAGAGGCCAGCCUCUUUGAUGCUGUCUAUUCCUUACUUAAGUAUAAGAUCCACAGGCUGCCCGUCAUUGAUCCAGAGUCUGGGAACGUCUUGCACAUUCUCACCCACAAAAGAAUCCUCAAGUUCCUCCACAUAUUUUGGAGAAAAAUUCCCAAGCCGGCCUUCAUGAGAAGGCAGAUCCAGGAGCUCGGGAUCGGUACCUUCAAGAACAUCGCCACCGUGCAGCAAACGGCAACGCUUUAUGACGCCCUCGCCAUAUUUGUGGAAAGGCGGGUGUCUGCACUACCUGUGGUGGACGAACAAGAUACACCAAUCAUUGUUUUCUCAGGCAAAGUGGUGUCACUCUACUCAAGAUUUGAUGUGAUUAAUCUAGCAGCCCAGAAGAGUUACAACAACCUGGACGUGCCCAUGCGGGACGCCGUGAACGGGCGCUCGUGUUUCGUGGAGGGGGUAAUCAAGUGCUACCCUUAUGAAACCUUGGAAACCAUCGUAGACCGGAUAGUCCACGCAGAGGUCCAUCGGCUGGUCCUGGUGGACAGGGCUAACGUGGUGAAGGGCAUCGUCUCUUUGUCUGACCUGCUGCAGAGCAUGGUCUUAACCCCUGCAGGUGUUGAUGCCCUUCUGUCCUAGCACCAGAGGACAGAAUGUCCCCUUCCCUCCUUCACCACCCGUGCACGCUUGAGUCCUGGUCGCGUACACCGCUGGAAAUCAACUUGAGAGUGAAAUAAGAAAUCACAAGAGGGGAAAUAAUCCCUCGGCUUUGCUACUUUACGUUAAUAUGUAUUUUGUUAUCUAUGUGCUGCGUUCAAGAAACAAUGAUACUAGUGAGCUGGCCUUGAUACUGUAUUCAAUCCCCAGCACAAUGUAUAUGUUGGCUGCAUUUGAUCAAAGUGAUCACAGCUGUAUAUUUCUGUAUUAAACAUUUGUAUAAAAACUU
Molecule: messenger RNA, 1445 nt
Organism: Gasterosteus aculeatus aculeatus (three-spined stickleback)
Lineage: Eukaryota; Metazoa; Chordata; Actinopteri; Perciformes; Gasterosteidae
Gene: prkag3a
Product: protein kinase, AMP-activated, gamma 3a non-catalytic subunit
Biological process (GO): regulation of catalytic activity; protein phosphorylation
Cellular component (GO): nucleus; cytoplasm; nucleotide-activated protein kinase complex
Molecular function (GO): AMP binding; protein kinase binding; protein kinase regulator activity
Source: RefSeq, a predicted model, not a curated record